Messenger RNA from Pseudophryne corroboree (corroboree frog), 2154 nucleotides. Its product is annotated as arachidonate 12-lipoxygenase, 12R-type-like. The record is from RefSeq and is a predicted model, not a curated record. Bases 163 to 1884 code for a protein of 573 amino acids. Gene Ontology annotation, molecular function: protein binding; metal ion binding; oxidoreductase activity, acting on single donors with incorporation of molecular oxygen, incorporation of two atoms of oxygen. Gene Ontology annotation, biological process: linoleic acid metabolic process; arachidonate metabolic process; lipoxygenase pathway. The transcript is spliced from 14 exons. Lineage: Eukaryota; Metazoa; Chordata; Amphibia; Anura; Myobatrachidae.
GCAUUAGCAUCCAUCUCCUGUCACUACCCAUGUGGUGUAUAUAUUCUUAUCCUUUAUCACCUGGCACGGGGUCUAUGUAUACCUGACAGCCCCAGGGGUUAUAUAUCUAACUUCCAUGACACCUGAUGGCAGCUGUUUUCACGAGGAUCAUUGCCUAAAGACAUGGUGACCUACAAGCUUAAAAUUGCAACCGGGACUGAGGAGAGGGCUGGGACCAUUGUACAAGUCUCCAUUGUUCUUGUAGGAGUCGAGGGAGAAAGUGCUAAACUCCAACUACCCCAUAAGUGGAGCAACUUCAUACGUGGAGCAGUAACUGACUUUGACGUUAUCAUGGAGAAAGAUCUUGGAGACCUCCUGCUGGUCCGGAUCUCUACAGAGCAAUACAAAACCUUUAAUAUGGAUGCUUGGUACUGCCGCUAUGUUGAUGUGACAAGUCCCAGUGGUCAACUCUACCAGUUCCCUUUCUAUCAGUGGAUAUGUGGUCCAAUGACUGUGGAGAUCCCAGAGGGGAAGGGUGAGAUUGAAUUUGUAAUGAAGAUGAAAGGUUUUGCAACCUGUAAGGCAUCAUGGACUGAUAUAGAAGACAUCAGAUUUUUAUAUUCCCUUUAUAAGUCAGAAUAUUCGGAUGUGGUUGCUGAGUUAUGGAAAGAGGAUGACUUCUUCGGGAGUCAAUAUCUGAUUGGAGUUAACCCUACACUAAUCAGGAAAUGCAGCAAAAUCCCUGAGAACUUCCCAGUUGGUGACAAUAUGGUGGCUGCAUCUCUUGGGACCACCACCAGUCUUCAGAAAGAACUAGAGGAUGGUAACAUCUUCCUGGCAGAUUACAAGAUUCUGCAGGGGGUCCCUGCCAAUAAAUCUGUUAAUGGAAAGCAACAAUACAUGGUUGCCCCCAUGUGUCUACUGUGGAAGAAUCCUGAAGAUCAACUUGUGCCAAUAGCCAUCCAGUUGGCUCAAAGCCCAGGAGAGAAUGCUCCAAUCUUCCUGCCCAGUGACUCUGAAUCUGACUGGUUACUGGCCAAGAUUUGGGUGCGCAAUUCUGAGUUCCAGGUGCAUCAAGUGGACAGUCACCUUCUCCGCACUCAUCUCUUUGCUGAGGUCUUCAACAUUGCAACCACCAGACAACUUCCAAUGAGCCACCCAGUGUACAAGUUAAUUACUCCACAUCUACUUUACACCCUUGAGAUCAAUGUCAUUGCCAGAAUGAAGCUAAUUGGUCCUGGGGGUUACUUUGACCAGAGUAUAGUAACUGGAAAAGGAGGGAUUCCAAUACUGCUGAAAAAAGCGAUGGAUGGGGUCACCACAAGGGCUCACUUUGUGUCUAACAUUAUUCAUUACUACUAUAAGAGUGAUGAAGCAGUCAGUGAGGAUCCUGAACUUCAGGCAUGGGUGGCAGAGAUCUUUAAAGAAGGUUUCUUGGAGAAUACAUCUUCAGGGGUCCCAUCUUCCUUGGAGACCAAAGCCUCUCUGAUCAAGUACCUGACAAUGGUGAUCUUCACAUGUUCUGCUCAGCACGCAGCUGUCAACAAAGGUCAAUUUGACUUCUACUCUUGGAUGCCCAAUAGUCCCACAUCAAUGAAAAGCCCCCCUCCAACAGCUAAGGGCAUCAGCACAAUGCAGACUAUCCUGGAGGCAUUGCCAGAUGUAAAUGUUGUAAGCGUCGCUAUAUUCGUAGUGUGGCUGCUCAGUAGAGAUUCGGAAGACUCGAGACGACUAGGACAUUACCCUGAUGUGCGUUUUACAGAGAAGAGCCCACUACAGUCUAUUGAGGAUUUUAAAAAAAAGCUACUGGAAAUUUCCAAGUCCAUUACUGACCGAAACAAGAGCAUGUAUUUUCCAUAUACCUACUUGGACCCGAAAAUGAUUGAGAACGGUAUCAUUAUCUAAGAAUAAUAGUGGUGGUUUAUCUACUUCUUAAGGGGCCUAUUUAUCACCAUACUUAUCUUGUAUGCGGAUGUCAUGUGAUAAAAUCGCCCAAACUCGCACUGCGAUAACUGAUUACAUUGCAGGGAUGUAUCAAUUAUCGGAUACAGGGACAGAGCUCGCGGUCAAGCUCCUUGUAAUAAGAUACUGUAAGACUGGUAAUUCCAAUAUACAGUGGUACUGUAUCUUCAAGUCUAUUGUCAGAACAUAUUUGUGACAUGAUUAAAGAUUAAU